AUGACCUGUAACUUUAAGAACAGGAACAUUGAGCCGUUGCAUUCUCGUUGCAGUGUUAUCGAGUUCGCUGCUACGAUGGGAGAUAAGCCCAAGCUUGCAUCCCAAUUCUUUAAACGUGUGUGCACCAUCUUGAAAGACGAAGGAGUUACCUAUGAUCAAAAAACUGUGGAAGAGCUUGUAGAGAUUUACUUCCCUGACUGGCGCCGAGUCCUUAAUGAACUACAGCGUUAUGGUACUACUGGUAGUAUUGAUGCUGGCAUUCUAGCAAGUAAGUCAGGUGAUAGCAUUGGUGUCUUGAUCCAGUUGAUGAAAGACAAGGACUUUACUGCUACUCGUAAAUGGGUUGCUGAGAAUGUUGAUGUAGACUCUGCGGUACUUUAUCGCCAACUCUACGACAUUCUUCCUAGUAAGGUAAAGAACACUCAGAGUAUUGCCGAUGCCAUUAUCAUUCUUGCUGACUACCAGUACAAAGAAGCUUUUGUGGCUAACACAGAAAUCAAUCGAGUUGCUGCCCUUGCCACUCUUAUGGCAGAAGUUGAGUGGAACUAA
Messenger RNA from Daphnia pulex (common water flea), 549 nucleotides. RefSeq lists its product as uncharacterized. The transcript has a single exon. The record is from RefSeq and is a predicted model, not a curated record. Bases 1 to 549 code for a protein of 182 amino acids. Lineage: Eukaryota; Metazoa; Arthropoda; Branchiopoda; Diplostraca; Daphniidae.